Hansenula ciferrii is the source of this 939-nucleotide messenger RNA. RefSeq names its product 60S ribosomal protein uL10 (gene RPP0). Lineage: Eukaryota; Fungi; Ascomycota; Saccharomycetes; Phaffomycetales; Wickerhamomycetaceae. The record is from RefSeq and is a predicted model, not a curated record. Gene Ontology annotation, molecular function: structural constituent of ribosome; large ribosomal subunit rRNA binding. The transcript has a single exon. Gene Ontology annotation, biological process: ribosomal large subunit assembly; ribosome biogenesis; cytoplasmic translation. The coding region runs from base 1 to 939 and encodes 312 amino acids. Gene Ontology annotation, cellular component: cytosolic large ribosomal subunit.
AUGGGAGGCGUUCGUGAAAAAAAAGUUGAAUACUUUGCUAAAUUAAGAGAACUCUUAGAAGAGUACAAAUCUAUCUUCAUUGUUGGUGUUGACAAUGUUUCAUCUCAACAAAUGCAUGAAGUUAGAAAAGCUUUGAGAGGUAAAGCUGUUAUCCUUAUGGGUAAAAACACCAUGGUUCGUCGUGCUAUCCGUGGUUUCUUAUCUGAAUUACCAGAUUAUGAAAAAUUAUUACCAUAUGUUAAAGGUAACGUUGGUUUCGUUUUCACCAACUCUGAUUUGAAAGACAUUAGAGAUGUUAUUAUUGACAACAAAGUUGCCGCUCCAGCUCGUGCCGGUGCUUUUGCUCCAGCUGACGUUUGGGUUCCAGCUAUUAACACUGGUUUAGAACCAGGUAAAACUUCUUUCUUCCAAGCUUUAGGUGUUCCAACCAAGAUUGCUAGAGGUACCAUUGAAAUUGUUUCAGAUGUUAAAGUUGUUGAAGCCGGUGCUAAAGUUGGUCCUUCUGAAGCUUCUUUAUUAAACUUGUUAAACAUUUCUCCAUUCACUUAUGGUUUAGCUGUUAUUCAAGUUUACGACAAUGGUCAAGUUUUCCCAUCUUCAGUCUUAGAUAUCACUGAUGAUGAAUUAGUUGGUCACUUUGUCUCAGCUGUUAACACCAUUGCUUCUAUCUCAUUAGCUAUUGGUUACCCAACAUUACCAUCUGUUGGUCACUCUGUUGUUAACUCUUACAAAGAUUUAUUAGCUGUUGCCAUUGCUACUAAAUAUGUCUACCCAGAAAUUGAAGAAUUAGCUGACAGAAUUGAAAACCCAGACAAAUACGCUUCUGCUGCUCCAGCUGCUGCUUCCGCUCCAGCUGCUUCUGAAGAUGCUCCAGCUGCUGCUGCUGAAGAAGAAGAAGAAGCCUCUGAUGAUGACAUGGGUUUCGGUUUAUUCGAUUAG